AUGGUCACCCGCGCCCAGGUCCAACACUCCAACGCCGCCCUCACAUCCCGAACCGCGCCCCGAACGGCCGUCUUCCUAGGCGGCACGUCAGGCCUCGGCAAGCUCACCCUCAUCGAGCUGGUAUCCCUCGGCUUUCCCAUACGGGUCUACAUCGCCGGCCGCAAAGCCACGGAGCCGGCGAUGAGACCCGUGCUCGAGGACCUGCGGCAGAAGAACCCGCGGGCCGAGCUGGUUUGGGUCGAGGCCGAGGUCUCGUUACUCGCGGAGACGAGAAGGGUUUAUACUGCGGAAGGGAUAGAUGUCUGCCAUUCCCUGGAGUACUACUCCCGCAUGCUCGCAACCCUCCACCUCCUCCCCCUCCUCCGCGCCUCCGCCUCCGCCUCCGCAUCCUUAUCCUCCCCCGGCCCAAGCCCCUCCCCGCGCGUCCUCACCGUCCUGGCGGGAAGCAUGCUCUCCACCCGCAUCGACGCAACAGACCUCAACCUCACCCGCUCGUCCCCCAGCAACACCAGCAGCAGCAGACUCUUCGGCUUCAAGGCGCAGACGCACAUGUCGAUCAUGAACACCCUCUUCCUAGACAGGCUCGCCUCCGACCCGGCCAACGCGGGGGUGUCUUUCGUGCAUAAUUGGCCUGGCGCCGUGGACACGGGGAACAUGGCGCGGUAUCACGCGCCGACGUGGUGGAGUCCGUUCCCGCUGACGAACUUGCUGAGGCCGUUGUUUUUGGUGAUGGGGUUCGAGGAGAGGGAGGCGGGGGAGAGGCAUGUUUAUUUGGCGACGUGUGGGCGGUUUGGUGGGAAACCGAAAGGGGAAGAGGAGGGGGAUGGGAAGGAGAAGGGAUGUAAGAACACGAGGGGGGAGGAGGCGGAGGAAACGGCGGUGCCGGCAUCUUCGGAGGAACGGGCGCGGGAGAAGGAUCUCAAGAGGAGGAAUCUGGCCGGCGGCGGUGGGAUCGAGGCUUACGGGACCGGGGUAGUAGGAGGCGGAGGAGGCAGCGGGGAAAAGAUCAUCACACUCGACGUCGGCACCCUCUCCACCGGCCGGAAACGGAGCCGGAGCCGGAACCGACGCGGUCGAGCUUUUGAGCACGGUUCGGAGUGGGAGUUUGAGCGGGGGAGUCACUUGCUGUACCUCGCGAGUCCGGUUCUUACAUUUGCUGCGCUGACUAUCAUGAUUUUACUAGCAGACUGGUGGGGUCUCGCAUCGAUCCUAGCACUCAUCACAUCCCGCCUCUUAAACAUCUACAUUAUCAAACAACGCACCCCUCCCCCCCCUCCUCCUCCUCCUCCGCCGCCGCCGGCCACUGCGUUCUUCGCUAGCAAUGGCAACGGCAACGGCGGCAUAGCCAUAUCGUCUUUACCACCAAAACUCACAGAGUACCUCAUCCCCCUAACCCCCUCCCUCAAAAUUCGCAUGCGCGGCCCAGCAGACGACCUCGCCGCCCUGACGACAGACGCCUGGCUCCUCGCAAAGACGGCCGUGCAGGGCUACCUCGAGGCGACGGCCAAGCUGGCCGUGUACGUCGUCGCCAUCUUCAGCGGCAACGUCUCGCAGGCGGGGAAUCUGGUGCUGCUUGUGCUCUUGCUGGGGAGCGCGGGCUUGUUGGGGCUGAGUAACGGGUGUAUGAAGGGGGUGAGGGGAAAGGGGCGCGUGGCGAGGGUGUGGCAUGGUGAUGAUGCUGAUGGGCCUGGUGGUGGACGUGGUGAUGGAGCGGGAAGUGGGGGGCGGGCUGGGAGGGGGGAGAUGGGGAGGACGACCAGGCCACGCGGCGGGUGGAAGGGAGAUAAGGAGGAGGGGGAUGGGAUUGGCGAUCCGGAUUGGGAUUCACAGGUCGGUAGGGUUGUGAGGGAUCCCUAUCCUUUUGAAGGGAGUGUUGAGUAUUCAUAG
This is a messenger RNA of Colletotrichum lupini, 1887 nucleotides long. RefSeq lists its product as uncharacterized. Gene Ontology annotation, biological process: secondary metabolic process. Lineage: Eukaryota; Fungi; Ascomycota; Sordariomycetes; Glomerellales; Glomerellaceae. The record is from RefSeq and is a predicted model, not a curated record. The transcript is spliced from 4 exons. The coding region runs from base 1 to 1887 and encodes 628 amino acids.